This is a messenger RNA of Diaporthe amygdali, 1959 nucleotides long. RefSeq names its product dhs-like nad fad-binding domain-containing protein. Gene Ontology annotation, molecular function: NAD+ binding; histone deacetylase activity, NAD-dependent. The record is from RefSeq and is a predicted model, not a curated record. Lineage: Eukaryota; Fungi; Ascomycota; Sordariomycetes; Diaporthales; Diaporthaceae. Gene Ontology annotation, biological process: replication-born double-strand break repair via sister chromatid exchange; negative regulation of transcription by RNA polymerase II; pericentric heterochromatin formation. The transcript has 2 exons. The coding region runs from base 1 to 1959 and encodes 652 amino acids. Gene Ontology annotation, cellular component: mating-type region heterochromatin.
AUGGCCUCUCCAGACCGACACCAUACCUCUCCUCCUACAUCACCUCUCUCGGCCCUCUCGCACACGCCCUCACCCUCGUCGCCUUCCUCGCCUCUGUCGAUCCUGUCCAAAUCGCCGUCGCUGUCACCGGCCGCGCCCGCCAACAUGGACGUCGCUACACGUUACCCGUCCCCCAGUUCUACUGCCACCCAGUCAGGAAGUGCCUCGCCUCUCAAGCUGCUAGACAGCCAGGAGAUUCAGGUCCGCACCGACGACGCACCCCCUCCCCCCAAGAGGCGCAGGCUCGCACCGCCCAAGCCCCGGACUACCGAAUACCUGGACCUCGACAACCGCGACGAAUUUGCCGAGAUUCACUUGGAGCGCUUGCUCAAUACCUUACGGCGCAAGAAGAAGAUCGUGGUCAUCGCCGGAGCUGGAAUCUCUGUCUCAGCCGGGAUACCCGACUUUCGAUCUAGGGAGGGCCUCUUUAAGACCCUCAAGGACAAACACAAAAUCAAGGGCGGCGGCAAAUCUCUCUUCGACGCCUCAGUCUACAAGGACGACAAGUCUACCGAAGAAUUUCAUAAGAUGGUUCGCGACCUGUCAAGCCUGACAAGAGAGGCCAAACCCACACCAUUCCACCACAUGCUAGCAACAAUCGCCCAAGAGGGCCGCCUGAUGCGUCUCUACUCCCAGAAUGUCGACUGUCUCGACACAUCCCUGAAGCCUCUGGCGACCAACAUACCCCUAAACACAAAGGCUCCUUGGCCCAUCACAAUACAACUCCACGGCGGUCUUGAGAAGAUGCAGUGUACCAAGUGUAGCCACGUGAACAACUUCGACGGCUCACUCUUUCAGGGCCCCGAGCCUCCAUUAUGUGAUGAGUGCAGAGAGGCCGACUUCGUGCGCACUGAAUUCGGAGGGAAGCGGAGCCACGGAAUCGGGCGUCUCAGACCACGAAUGGUUCUGUACAACGAGUAUAACCCAGAUGAGGAUGCAAUUGGCAAAGUUUCUCAAGCUGACCUCCGACGGGUCCCCGACGCCGUCAUUGUCGUCGGCACGAGCCUCAAGGUACCUGGCGUGAGGAGGAUUGUCAGGGAGCUGUGCCAGGCGACCCGCUCGAAGCGAGACGGUUUUACGGCUUGGGUAAACCUUGAACCCGUACCACAAGCCCCGGAUAUGAAGGACCUAUGGGAUCUGGUGGUCCGUGGGAAAUGUGACGACAUCGCUGGUCUCCUCAACUUUCCUCACUGGGAUUGUGAUACUGAAGAUAUCGGGAAGAAGGAAGAGUACAUGGUGUCUGGAUCAGCUGAGAAAGAAGUCGAGUACCAAGAACGCUGCAGCCGCGAUAGAAUCGACGUGUUGCUGGCCAACAGGAAACGCUCUUUCGAUCAAUCUAGCGAUACAGAGUCCAGAGCAGGCGAUGUACCCGCAGUCAAGUCGAUACUCGUCGACAAGAUACAAGGCACACUGCCGACGCCAAGUGCGAGCCCCAGACAGGGAACACCACAGCCUCGCAAACCACUACCAAAAGGCAAGAUCAAGCAGAGCACGCUCAGCUUUGGUAGCCAGUCUGCCACUGCUGAAAGUGAAGCGAAACCUGCGAAAGUCACGAAGCCUCGAAAGCCCCGGCAACCAAAGAAAACCAAAGACGCGAAGCCCAAUAAUGGAAUCAACCAAGCAUUCAAGGCAACCAAGACUGUCACAAAGGUCGGCAGGCCGAGCAAGACGCUCGGCAAGCAAAUCAAGAGUGAGCCUGUGUCCCCCAGAAUGUCCUCACCACUGGAGAACAAGCGCGACCUUCCCAAUGCUCUCCCAUCGCUGCGACCAGAAGCCAAGGAUCAUGGGAAGCUUCCCUACCUUAAUGUCGCAGCCUCGUCCAGCGAGCUGAGUUUUGUCAGCGCAACAAGCGACUUGGUGGGGGAAAACACAGUCAUUUCAAACUCAAAGCCACGCGGAAUGGAGAACCUGAUGGAUUAG